This is a messenger RNA of Phytomonas sp. Hart1, 1179 nucleotides long. Lineage: Eukaryota; Euglenozoa; Kinetoplastea; Trypanosomatida; Trypanosomatidae. The record is from the annotation of a GenBank genome assembly.
GACUUCAAAUACAAGCACUCUACUUUGUAUUGAAAAGUAAACUGGUUUAUACAUUUUUUAUUUUAAGUGUUCUAUUAACAUAGCCUGAAUUCAUAUUUAUAUCUAUAUAUAUUUCUAUAUAGAUACCUUGAAUUAUAUUAUCAUGUGUUGAAUGGCCCUACGGAUAGAGGAAGAUAUCUGGAAUCAGUGCUCUAAGCUGCUGCUACCAUCAAGUGUUUCGUCAUGGAAAUUAUUCAACCAAUACAUUAAGCAACCUUAUUCAGACCCUAACCGACACUAUCAUAACUUAACUCAUAUUCGUGCCAUAUUUACAGAGCUUGAAAUGUAUAAGCACGCGCAGUCGAAAAGUUCUGUAAAGUUUUCUUCUUUUCCCUCUGAGCGUUCUUCCCGAAUAUGGAGUGAUUUAGCGGUUGUUCUUGCGAUUUUUUUUCACGAUUCAAUCUACGACCCAACAAGUAAAGUCAAUGAGGAGAAUAGCGUCCGUUGGAUGCAGGAAGCUUUAUCUAAUGUUAAGAAAUUAUGGGAAAGCGAAAGGAGCUGUGGUCCUAAUAUAAAUCCAAAUACUCUUUCGGAUAGUUCUACCCCGCCCAUUCUUUGGUUGGAUCCUUCAAGUGCGAAGUUUGUUGAUCACGAGGCGGCGCGUUUUAUCAUGGGAACGAAAAACCAUUUUGAUGUCUCCUCCAGUUCAUCACAUUCUAUUUCAGAACCCAAUAAUCGUAUGGAUUUUGACCAAAAGAGCAGCAACACCAGUGAGGAUGAUAUUAUCGAUCCUCUGCAUCUUGUUCUUGAUCUCGAUUUGACGGUGUUUGGUUUAUCCUGGAGGAAUUACGUGUAUUAUGUAAAGUGCAUUCGAAAAGAAUAUCAAAUUUACCCCGAUGAGGUUUUUAUGGACGCUCGGUAUGAUUUUAUCCAACACGUAUUAGAUCAACCACGGUUCUUCAAGACGCGUUAUUUUUAUGAUAAGUACGAACGAAUCGCUCAUGAAAACCUAAAGCGGGAGCGGGAGGAGAUCGAAAAAGCAAUAUCUGCUGGAAAAUUUUCUAUUUCCUUGGAUUAAUUAAGCGAAACCGUGUGGUUUCUUAUUUUCCUUUGUUUUGAGACAGCGAUCUAAAUUCUUACAGAAUUUUUUUUUUCCCCAUAUCUUAUCAAUCUAUCUCUGUCUAUACUUAAUACACUAAA